AUGUCUGAAGUUGAUAAAUUGACAUUAGAAUCAAAAGAACUCGAAGGAGGUUUCAGAUCUACUGAAUCCCUUGAAUCUCAAGACCAUGCUAAAGCUUUAGACAAAAUCUAUAGGAAAUUAGAUCUCAGAAUAAUUCCUGCUUUAUGGUGCUUAUACUUCAUGACUUCAUUAGUUGGUAAUUCAUGGGGGCUUACUUUAACCAUGAAUGGUGACCAAGGUCAUUCUUUGGUACAAACAUUGAACUUAACUGGUAAAGAUAUCAGUACUGCUUCUGCUUUAGAUUAUGUUGGUUUUAUUAUCUUUGACUUACCUAUGAAUUUGAUUAUGACUAGAGUUAAACCUCAUACUUGGUUGUCAAGAAUCGUGUUCAGUAUGGGUCUUGUUACUUUCUGUUAUACUUUCUUGAAAGAUAGAGCUGGAUUGAUUGCUAUUAGAUUCAUUACUGGGGUAGCUGUUAGUGGAUUUUGGCCAGGUAUGACCCUUUAUCUUACUUACUUCUAUCCUGUUGAAAGAACAACUAAAAGAAUAGGUUUCUAUUUCACUGCUGCUCAAAUUGCAUGUGCUGUUGCUGGUUUGAUCAAUGCUGGUUUUCAAAAGAUGGAUGGUGCCAGAGGAUAUCGUGGAUGGCAAUGGAUGUAUUUGAUUUGUGGUACUGCUACUAUGUUUGUUGCCAUCAUCAGUUUAUGGUGGUUACCAGAUAAACCAGUUCCUGAUUCUAAUGAUACUAGAUUGAACAAACUUUAUAAUAAGUUCCUCAAAACCUCAUCUCCAUUGACUGAAGAAGAACAAAUCUUACACCGUAAAGACUUAGAGGAAAGAUACAGAAACACUAAAUGGACUCUUAAAGAUUUAGUCAAUGUGUUUUGUGAUUUAAGAAUUUGGCCCUUAAUUCUUAUGUAUUUUGGGGUUGUUGGAACAGGUUACGGUUUGGCCGUCUUUGCCACUACCAUCAUUAAAGCCAAUAAUCCUAGUCUUACUUCCAUCGAUGUUUCUUUGUUGUAUGCUCCAAUUUGGUUAUUUGAUUUUGCUGGUAUCUUACUUAUUACUCCCUUCUCUGAUAAGUAUAAGAGAUUCAGAUACUUGAUCUUUUCAGGGGCUUCAUUGAUCAUUAUUAUUGGGAUGAUUGUAGCUACUUAUGCAGGCUCUUCAUGGAGUAGAUAUGGAGGUUUGUUAAUAGCUGGUUUUGGUUUAGGUCCAACAGUUCCAACUUGUAUGGCCAUGGCAGCAGAAAUUUUUGCUCCUAAGCACAAAGAAAUUGGUAUUAGUGUUGCUUGUGCCCUUGUUAGUGGUUUGGGUAAUUUAGGUUCAGUUGUCGGAACAUAUGCUUUAUAUUCCGGGUGGCCAGCUGAUGUCCCCAGACUUUAUGAAUAUUCAAACAUGAUGUUAGUACUCAUGUUAGGUGUAAGUAUUGUAUCAGCCUUCGUUUGUCAAUACACCAGAGAUUUUGAAGGAUUUAAGAGAUCCACCAAGAGUUAA
Messenger RNA from Yamadazyma jaroonii, 1476 nucleotides. The record is from the annotation of a GenBank genome assembly. Lineage: Eukaryota; Fungi; Ascomycota; Pichiomycetes; Serinales; Debaryomycetaceae.